AUGACAGAGAAACAUAUCCGUGAAUAUCAACGGGCUCAAUGCAUUGCAUUGAGAAGAGCUGGUAUGUCAUAUCGUGCCAUUGCUGAAGAUGUUGGUGUUUCGCGGGCUUCAGUACAACGUUCUUUGGAACGAUAUGAUGAAACAGGCGGUUUUCAAGAUCGUUCUCGGUCCGGCAGACCGAAAAAACUCAAUGAUCGUAAUAUUCGUAUGCUAAAACAUUUGGUUCAAGAUGAUGCUAAUCGAAGUUCAUCAAGGGAAUUAAUGCUUAAAUUGAACGAAUCGUUAGGAAAAUCAGUCUACAGAAGAACGGUUAUAAAUUAUUUACAAAAAUUCGGAUAUGAAUAUAAAGUUAAAAUUGAAAAACCGUAUCUCAGUAAACAACAUCGAAAUGCUCGAUUACAAUGGUGUUUAGAACACUCGAAUUGGACUGUUGAUGAUUGGAAGAAGGUUCUAUUCAGUGACGAGUCGACUUUUUAUGUUGUUAAACGUUGUAUGGCUGUUGCUGCGACUGGUGGUGGAGGUCGUGCUGGGUUUUGGGGUGUUAUCACAUGGAAAGGAGCGGGUUCUUUUAGGAUUUAUACUGAAAAUACGAAUAGUGAAGUCUAUUGCAACAUCUUAGACAAUUAUUUAGUUCCAACUGUCCAAAUGUACGGUUUCGAAAAUGAUUUUAUGCUUCAACAUGAUAAUGCAGUACUCCAAUGGCCAGCGAAAUCGCCGGAUCUCAACCCCGUGGAACAAUUGUGGUCGUUUAUCGAUAACAAAUUGAAAUCGAGACGAAUGUCUUCGAUUAAAGAAUUAAUCGAUGGUCUAUCUGCCGAAUGGUUGAAUAUAACACCAGAGUUGUGUGAAAAAAUUGUAUUUUCAAUGCCACAACGGAUACAGAAUUGUAUUAAAUUUCCGAUUUUUGUACGUGGUAUUCAAGUUUGGGCUUAG
This is a messenger RNA of Adineta ricciae, 933 nucleotides long. Lineage: Eukaryota; Metazoa; Rotifera; Eurotatoria; Adinetida; Adinetidae. The record is from the annotation of a GenBank genome assembly.